AUGAAGCUCUUCUUGCUGCUUCCUUUCGCCUUUGCACAUGGCCCGUUGAAGGAACUCCUUCAUCCAUUGGGGCCUGGCUGGAUCCGUAAGGAGUCCUUGCAGAAGCUUCCUGUAUCAAUAUCUCCCCGCGGUGAAGCUGCCAUUCAUCUGCUCAAUGGCACUGCGAUUGCAGCGAUCACUGCGGCAGACGACUGGACCCGCGUCCGGCACGUACUCCCUGGAAAUGACACACAGAGGGCAACGUUGGCGCAGCUGGGGACCACGUUAUACCGGUCAGGUAUGGCGGAUAUCUCAGGGACAACACUGUUCAUCUGGCUGGGAACUGUGCUCGCGCUCGGCCUCAUCGUGGGGGUUGGCAUUCCCUUUGGAGUGAGCUACUACUACGAGGAGGUGGCCGCUGCUCCGUGGCUAAAUCUACCUGAUCUCCGACGAAGGAGAAAUCAGGAAACAGCCACGCCGCCCCAACGGCCCCAGCGCAGCGAGAGCCCAGAGGCCCGCAGGGGUUCGUCGCGACGGAGACCGUCGCGGCGGCGUGAACGAGAGGUUAAGCCGCCCAUGAACGUCUCCAGCAGUACCGACGACACGGGUCCCGACUUCUCUGCUGAAGAUUGGAGCGUACUUUCCCAGCCUGGCAAAGUCGACAAGGCAUCCUUGUGCUUCACGCAGCUGCCCAAGACGCCACAAGAACAUGUGGCAAGUUCAAAACAGAUGUCCUCCGACGAGUCCGACCACUCUGCAAAGGGUCUGCGAAUGCAGGCAGAGCUUUUGGCAGACAAGACAGGACAAAGACAUAGGCUCUCCACCGAGAGCACCACGGCCGAGGAAUCCACCUCGUCGAUGUCGAGUAUCCUUCGAGUCAAAGAGGAAGUCCCUCGUGACAGUCUUCGACAAAGCCAGUCCAAGCCCGAUGCCGUUCGUAGCUCACGGGGGCGUUCCCCCGACGAGCCGCAGGACAAGGAGUCCAGGAAGUCCAGUGCUGGAAAGCGCGCAGUUUCCUUUGAUGCCAAAGUUGAGGUCCAAAGCAUGGAGGUCAAAAGCCGUGAGCGAUCAAAGAAGCGGACCACAAGCCAGAAGCAAAGCUCAUCUCCAGCCUCAAAGAAGGAUCCCAGGGCGCGGCGGCGCGGGCAUCUGCGCAGCCGAUCACCACAGUCUGAUGCCUAG
Symbiodinium sp. CCMP2456 is the source of this 1161-nucleotide messenger RNA. The record is from the annotation of a GenBank genome assembly. Lineage: Eukaryota; Dinophyceae; Suessiales; Symbiodiniaceae.